AUGGGAGAGACCAGACAGCCACAACUUAACGGAGCCUAUUACGGCCCUUCAAUUCCACCGCCGUCCAAGUCUUACCACCGCCCAGGCCGCGGCGGCGGUGGCUGCUGCUGCAACCCCUUCAGUUGCUGCUGUAGUUGCAUAGCCAAUUGUAUUUGUACCUGCUUAUGCCAAAUCGUUUUCACCAUUCUCUUUAUUGUUGGCAUAAUUGUUUUGAUCUGCUGGCUUGUUUUCCGCCCCAACCCCGUUAAAUUCUACGCCACUGAUGCCUCUCUGACGGAAUUCAAUUACGAUAAAAACACGCUGCACUACAAUUUGGCGCUCAAUUUUACGAUCCGAAACCCUAACAAGCGAAUUGGAAUUUACUACGAUCGGAUCGAAGCAAGGGCCUUGUAUGAAGGCCAGAGGUUUGAUAGUGUUCCAUUGCAACCGUUUUAUCAAGGCCAUAAAAGUACCAAUUCGUUGAGGGCGGAAUUCCGAGGGCAAAGGGUUGUUUUACUCGGAAAUAGAGAGAUUUCGAACUAUAAUAAUGACAGGAAUUCUGGCACGUUUGAUAUUGAAGUAAUGCUCUACCUGCGGAUUAGGAUGAAAUUCGGAUUUGUGAAAUCGACAAGAGUGAAGCCGAAUAUCGAGUGCGAUUUGAAGAUUCCUCUACGUUCCAACGGCACAUCACCUGGAACUUACGAAUCGAAACGUUGCGAUUUCGAUUGGCGUUGA
Molecule: messenger RNA, 714 nt
Organism: Fraxinus pennsylvanica
Lineage: Eukaryota; Viridiplantae; Streptophyta; Magnoliopsida; Lamiales; Oleaceae
Source: the annotation of a GenBank genome assembly